AUGUACUGCAGCAGCAGCAACAGCAGCAGCAGCAGCAGCAGCGGCAGCAGCAACAGCAGCCCCGCAGUUUCCGUAUACUCUCCCCUUGCUGUGUCUCCGCCUGGUCUCUGUUCUCCUGUCUGUGCAUACACCCCAGCAGCUCAGCCUCUCCUUAACCCCAAAGCAUUCAGUGCCUUAGAGUGCCUGCUGCCGCCCGAAGCCUCGCAGCAGCAGCAGCAGCAGCAGCAGCAGCAGCAACAGCAGCAGCUCCUGCUGCAGCAGCUGCAACAGAUACUGCAGCUGCGGCAGCAGAAGCAGCAGCUGCAGCAGCUGCAGCAGCAGCAGCAGCACAAGCUUUUGCAGCAGCCUCAGGCGCUCCUUGCUGCUGCAGCUGCAGCAGCAGCUGCUGCAGCUGCUGCUGAGGCGGCCCUAGGGGAAGCCCCUGAUGCUGCUAAAUGCAGCGUAGGUAGGGGGCCCCAGGGGGGCCCCCAUGAGGGCCUCCAAGGGGGCCCCCAAGGGGGGCCCCCAGGGGGCCCCCAAGGGGGCCCCUGUCGUGCUGCGCGGCGGCAGCGGCGGAGGCCGUGGAGGACCCCCUGGGAUCGGGGUGAGGGCAAGGCGGCAGCGUACCCUGUCUCAUCACAGCAGCAGCAGCAGCAGCAGCAGCAGCAGCAGUUGCUGCUGCAGCAACAGCUGUUGCUGCUGCAGCAGACAAAGGGAAAGUCCAUACAGAGGACCCGCGUGGGGGCAGCAGCAGAAGUGCAGCAACCCCCAGAGGGUAAGGAUGCAGCAGAAGGGAUGCAGGGCCCCCUCAGCCUAUCUGUCUCCUCGAGGCCUCGCAUGCAGCAGCCAGCAGCAACAGCAGCAGCAGCAGCAGCAACAGCAGCAGCAGCAAAAACCGAAAGAGCAGCAGUUGAUGAGAUAGACGAGGCAGUCAAGAUGGAGACAGAGCAUGGAGAGAGCCAGAACACCUAA
Messenger RNA from Eimeria mitis, 951 nucleotides. RefSeq lists its product as uncharacterized. The record is from RefSeq and is a predicted model, not a curated record. The coding region runs from base 1 to 951 and encodes 316 amino acids. Lineage: Eukaryota; Apicomplexa; Conoidasida; Eucoccidiorida; Eimeriidae. The transcript has 2 exons.